AUGGCUGAUAUAUCAACAUUCCCAUUUACGAUAACAGAACUUGAUAUUGACGGUCAAUAUAUACGAGAAUACCCCAAUGCUACCGUUGACUCAAACCCAUCCUUAAAGCUCGUCUUGAAAAAAUACACACCUAAGAACAACCCCAAUCCUCAGCUAGGCGAUGUUACUAUUAUCGGGGCCUAUGGGUGUGGAUUCCCAAAAGAAUUAUAUGAGCCGCUAUGGGAAGACCUACCUGUGCGUAGUGAAGAGGAUGGAUUUCGCAUCCGAUCUAUUUGGAUCGCCGAUGUCUCGAAUCUCGGAGCUAGCGGUGUUGAAAACGAAAGCUCUCUGGGGAAUGAUCCAUCAUGGAUCGAUCACAGCCGCGAUCUUCUUCACAUGAUCAAUCACUUUCGCGAAGAGAUGACUCAGCCUAUUCACGUCAUCGCACCCGACAUACUGUCAGCCAAAGGUCCUCUUCUAGCAAUUGUUUCACUUAAACGACGUGAUACAUGGAAGUCCCGAUCCGCCGCUAUCGAAGCCGCAAAAAAGACGUAUAAGCGAUGGGAUAAGCGUGUCCUCGACCGGUGGAUACUUCAUGGAUACCAUGAAAUCCCAACAACGCAUGAAGAUCGGUCUAAUAACUCAGACGUUGCCAAAUCUGAUUCCCCUGUUACGCUUGUCAGCUCAAAGCACCAAGAAGUACUCCAAUACUUGCGUCCGAACCCAUCCAACCAUAGCCCAGUUGGAGAAGCAGAAGAUAAUGAUGCCUCAGAAAGACCUGCAUAUGACUCUCUUCUCUACCCCGAUAUCAUAAGGCCCCUUCAUGCAACCUCACAAUUCUAUUAA
Molecule: messenger RNA, 825 nt
Organism: Penicillium angulare
Lineage: Eukaryota; Fungi; Ascomycota; Eurotiomycetes; Eurotiales; Aspergillaceae
Exons: 4
Coding region: 1-825 (274 amino acids)
Source: RefSeq, a predicted model, not a curated record